AUGUCUGAGGGCUCCGAGAGCAAGCAGGCCCCGGACACGGUCCAGGAAGCCAAGCCCGAGCCGAUGGCCGCUGCGGCCGCGGUUCAAGGCGUGUCGUCGGUUUCUCCCCCCGUGUCCGUGGUCAGCCAGCCCCCCGUCGCGGCCGCCACGGAAGACGAGGAAGAGGAAAGCGAGGACGAGUCGGAGAUCUUGGAGGAGAGUCCGUGUGGACGCUGGCAGAAGCGCCGAGAAGAGGUGAAUCAACGAAAUGUACCCGGCAUCGAUAACGCCUACUUAGCCAUGGACACAGAGGAGGGAGUUGAGGUGGUGUGGAAUGAAGUCAUGUUCUCAGAAAGGAAAAACUUCAAGUUACAAGAGGAAAAGGUCAAGGCGGUGUUUGACAAUUUGAUCCAGUUGGAGCACUUGAACAUAGUCAAGUUCCACAAGUACUGGGCUGACGUCAAGGAGAACAGAGCCCGGGUCAUUUUCAUCACUGAGUACAUGUCUUCGGGGAGUCUCAAACAGUUUCUGAAAAAGACCAAGAAGAACCAUAAGACCAUGAAUGAAAAGGCUUGGAAGCGCUGGUGCACACAAAUACUGUCUGCUCUCAGCUACUUGCACUCGUGUGAACCUGCCAUAAUUCACGGCAACCUGACGUGCGACACAAUCUUCAUCCAGCACAACGGUCUCAUCAAGAUUGGCUCAGUGGCGCCAGACACUAUUAACAAUCAUGUAAAAACAUGUCGAGAAGAACAGAAGAGCCUUCAUUUCUUCGCUCCGGAAUACGGAGCUGUUGCCAAUGUUACCACUGCGGUGGAUAUCUAUUCCUUUGGAAUGUGCGCCUUAGAGAUGGCAGUGUUAGAAAUCCAGAGUAAUGGAGAUUCGUCAUAUGUUUCUCAAGAAGCCAUAAAUAGUGCCAUUCAGUCCCUCGAGGACCCCUUGCAACGGGAAUUCAUCCAGAAGUGUCUGGAGAUGGACCCAGACAAGCGUCCCACAGCCAGAGAGCUCCUGUUUCACCAGGCCUUGUUCGAGGUGCCCCUGCUCAAGCUUUUGGCAGCACAUUGCAUUGUCAGCCACCAGCAUAUGAUUCCAGAGAACGCGUUAGAGGAGAUGACAAAGAACAUGGACCCCAACCUGGUGAUUGUGGAGGGGAAGGAGGGUGUUCAGAUGAAGUUGUCCCAAUUUCCUGCUCUUGAGCUAGACAAAUUCUUGGAGGAUGUCAGGAAUGGCAUCUACCCUUUGACCGCCUUUGGGAUUCCGUGUCCUCAACAACCUCAGCAGGAGGCGGUCAAGUCGCCCAUUGUGCCGCCCUCCGUCAAGACCCCCACUCCGGAACCCGCGGAACUCGAGACCAGAAAGGUGCUUCAGAUGCAAUGCAACAUCGAGCCCGUGGACGAAGGCGCCAAGCAUCACCUAACUUUACUGCUCAAACUUGAGGAUAAACUCAACCGACACUUGAGCUGCGAUCUGUUACCAAAUGAGAACGUCCAAGAGUUGGCUGUGGAGCUCGUUCAACUCGGCUUCAUCAGCGAGGGCGAUCAGCCACGUCUCGCGUGCGUUCUCGAAGAGGCCUUCUCAAAGUUCUACAGCCGCAACGGUUCCCUCAACCCCGUGACGGUGUCCUCGUAG
Nerophis lumbriciformis (worm pipefish) is the source of this 1608-nucleotide messenger RNA. The record is from RefSeq and is a predicted model, not a curated record. NCBI's taxonomy places the organism in Eukaryota, Metazoa, Chordata, Actinopteri, Syngnathiformes, Syngnathidae.